Phragmites australis (common reed) is the source of this 2260-nucleotide messenger RNA. Its product is annotated as transcription factor UNE10-like. Gene Ontology annotation, cellular component: nucleus. Gene Ontology annotation, molecular function: protein dimerization activity. The record is from RefSeq and is a predicted model, not a curated record. The coding region runs from base 307 to 1716 and encodes 469 amino acids. NCBI's taxonomy places the organism in Eukaryota, Viridiplantae, Streptophyta, Magnoliopsida, Poales, Poaceae. The transcript has 6 exons.
UCGCUUCCCCUAGUGCCGUCCCUCUCGCUGCCCCCGCCUCCACCUGUCCACGCCGAUCUCCUCCGCUCCUCCUCAUACACGAGAGCGCGCACGAUGCAUUGCAUGGCUCCGCCACACACCGCGCGAUCCCCGCGCUCGUUUGCACCAUACACAUAUACACGCUGCUGAUACGUACGCUUCCCGAGCUCCGCUCGGCCGGCCAUCGCUACCCGCCGCCCCCGGCCGGGCCCGUGUCGUCCCGCUGUCCGUCACAACUAUAGCGUCGCUUUGCAGUGCGUGAGGAUAUAACCACACGGAGGUGUGGAGAUGAACCAGUGUGUACCGAGCUGGGAUCUGGACGACCCGGCGACAGCUGGUGCGGGUGGACUUAAUCCGGUGUCGGCGGCCGGCGUGCACCGGGGGGCAGUGUCAGGAAACGGGGGCGCGUUCGCGCCCGUCGUCGUGCCCAUGUCGAACCAGUACUGCGACGUGGCGGAGCUGACGUGGGAAAAGAGCAACAUCUCGUCGCACGGGCUGCUCAACCGGCCGGUGCCCAAGUACCAGCCCGCCGCGUCAUCGCAGCUGCAUGCCAUAGGAGUCAGUGCCGGCGGCGGGGACCGGGAGACGCUCGAGGCAGUGGUCGGCGAGGCGGCCGCGCGGUCGCACUUCGCGCAGCCAGUGCCCGCCGCGCCGUGGUUCCGGAUGGGGGCGGCGGUCGGCGUCGGCGCCGUGGCGCGCACGCCCGCGGACGCGCUCGUGCCCUGUGCGAGGGACGAGGCGGCGGAGGGGGAGGCAGCGCGGAGGAAGCGAGCGCGGGUGGUCGGCGAGGAUGGGCUGGUGUGCGCCAGCCAAGGGAGCGCCGCCCCCGGCCGCCGCGGCGAGAGCGCGCUGUUCACACUGGACGUCUCCGGCGGCACCGCGACCGACGACGUGUGCGGGUUCACAACGACGACCAACAACUCGACGUCGCUGGAGCGGGAGGACAAGGGCUCCCCGGACACGGAAAACACCAGCAUCGGCGGAGGGGUCAGUGACUUGCGCUGCUUCAGCCGUCGGUCACAGAGAGACGGCUUGUGCGACGAUGGGGAUACUGUGGUGAUCAACGGGGAAGCGGCAAUGAGGUCGUCGUCGAUUUCCACCAAGAGGAGCCGGGCCGCUGCUAUCCAUAACGAAUCUGAGCGAAAACGAAGGGACAGGAUCAACCAGAAGAUGAAAACCUUGCAAAAGCUCGUCCCGAACUCAAGCAAGACGGACAAGGCGUCGUUGCUGGACGAGGUGAUCGACUACCUGAAGCAGCUGCAGGCGCAGGUGCAGAUGAUGAGCCGGAUGAGCAGCAUGAUGAUGCCCAUGGCCAUGCCGCAGCUGCAGAUGUCCGUCAUGGCGCAGAUGGCACAAAUGGCCCAGAUGGCGCAGAUGGCCCAGGGCAUGAUGAACAUGGGCUCCCUCGCGCAGCCGGGCUACGCCGGCCUCACGCUGCCCAUGAUGCACCCGCCGCCCUUCGUCCCCAUGUCCUGGGACGCCGCCGCUUCCACCUCCGGCGCCAGGGCCGACCGCUCGCAGCAGCCCGGCGGCGGCGCCGUGCCGGACGCCUUCUCCGCCCUCAUCGCUUGCCAAGCGCAGCAGAAUGGCCAGCAACCGAGCAGCACGGAGGCGUACAGCAAGAUGGUAGCGCUGUACCAGAAGAUGAACCAGCAGCAGCAGCAGCAGAGCCAGCCCACCAACUCAUCCAAACAGUGAACAUGACCUAAUGCACACAAACAACGCGGUCCAGGUGAGCCUUUUUUCUUCCUGCCGGCAAUUGAGUGCAGAUAGAGAAUGCAGCGCACUGCUCAAUCAGUAUCUGUGCAGCAUAACAUGUGUCAACCAUCCAUCUUUUUAAGAUCUUUUCGGCUCCUGCCUGAUAUUUUCUGCUCAGUGCUCCAACACAAUGUGCCGGAGCCUGAACAAGGAAGUGAUGAUCUGUUCUUUUGGAGUGAGCUCGGUGGAUCAAGUUGCUGGGCCGUCAAUCCGAAGGACGCGCACUCAACGACUGAGCUGUCAACCCGUCAUCUACUGUUGAUGCUGUCAAUUAAGGGAACUAGCGUAUCAAUCCGUGUGACUGCACAGACUAAAAAUUUAGCUUACGGCUAAAUUGUAGAUAUUUGUAUUAAUAAUGGUUGUAUGUUAAGAUACAUCAACUAUUUAUAUUUAAAUAUUAGAAUGUAAAAUAUAAAUAUAAUUUUUGUUCAUAAUAUUGGAAUCAUGUUUAUUAUUUGUGAAUAUAUCCAAUUUAUAAUUUUCA